This is a messenger RNA of Solanum verrucosum, 1533 nucleotides long. Its product is annotated as BURP domain-containing protein BNM2A-like. Bases 96 to 1346 code for a protein of 416 amino acids. NCBI's taxonomy places the organism in Eukaryota, Viridiplantae, Streptophyta, Magnoliopsida, Solanales, Solanaceae. The transcript is spliced from 4 exons. The record is from RefSeq and is a predicted model, not a curated record.
GUUAGCCACUAAGAAAGCUCAGUAAGAAAAAUCAGUUAGUGCCUAUCUAGCUUCCUCGGAUACAGAAAGUUUCUCAAGGACUCAACAGAACAAUAAUGGAUCUUAAGCUUGGUUUUUAUGUUCUCUCCCUAAAUAUCCUAAUUCAGCUGGUUGCUUAUGGAGCAGAAGCUAGGAAAAUGGUUGAAGGGAACCUGCAGGGCAAAAUAUUGAACUCUCCACUUGGUCAAAUUGGUGACGACACUCAAAAUUACUUGAUAUACAACAACAAAGGAGACAACAAUCAUCAACAAGCCAAAACAGAGAAUGCCCAAAUUGGUGUAACAUCAUAUGGAAAUUUGCAAAAUACAGACGACACUGAAAAUUACUUGAUAUACAACAACAAAGGAGACAACAAUCAUCAACAAGUCAAAACAGAGAACGCCCAAAUUGGUUUAUCAUCAUAUGGUGAUCUGCGUAAUGAGGACGACACUCAAAAUUACUUGAUAGACAACAACAAAGGAGACAACAAUCAUCAACAAGUCAAAACAGAGAACGCCCAAAUUGGUUUAUCAUCAUAUGGUGAUCUGCGGAAUGAGGACGACACUCAAAAUUACUUGAUAGACAACAAUCAUCAAGAAGCAAAAACAGAGAAUGCACAUAUCCAUUCAUCAUCCCACAUUGAUCCUUCUUUAAGAGUUUUCUUCCUUAUGGACGAUCUAAAGCUAAGAAAAGAAAUAUUUAUCUCCUUUCCAAGAAGGGAUCUUUCUCCCUCUCCAAAAUUCUUGAGCAAGGAAGAAGCUAAUUCCAUUCCAUUUUCACUAAAGGAACUCCCAAACCUCCUUCAACGUUUCUCAUUCUCUCGUAACUCUCCAGAGGCGAAAGCUAUGGAAGAAACACUGAAAGUAUGUGGGAUUCCACCUAUAAAAGGAGAAACAAAGUACUGUGCCACAUCACCAAAGGCAAUGAUUGAUUUUGUUCAAGAAAUAAUGGGAGAAAAAACAGAAAUCAAAGCUCUAUCCACAACUCAUUUCUCAAAUUCAACUCCCCUGCUUCAAAAGUAUACUAUUUUGGAUACUCCAGAAGAAGUAGAAACUCCUAAGAUGGUGGCAUGUCAUACCAUGCCUUACGCUUACGCGAUUUUCUACUGUCAUCACACAGUUAGCAAGAGCAAAGUGUUCAAGGUUUCAUUAGGUGGCGAAAAUGGUGAUAAAGUGGAAGCAAUUGCUGUUUGUCACUUGGAUACCUCUGAAUGGACUCCAUCUCACGUAUCUUUUCGAGUGCUCGGUAUAUCAUCAGGAACAUGCCCAAUUUGUCACUUUUUUCCAUCAGAUAAUCUACUCUGGGUUCCAAAAUUCGCCAUUGCAUAAGUGAUUUGAAGGAGCACUCUCUCCAUGUUAUCAGCAGCUUUGUGUGCUACUGUUUGAUUACUACCUGUUAUUGUGAAUUAGUAAUAUUUUCAUGCAUCUUUUCUGUACUGUUUCAGUGUGCCUCUUGUUUUGCUCACUUUUCAAUGGUGAGAUAUAAAUAAAACUAGUAAUAUGAUUUUCUGGUUGA